AUGGGGCUGAAUUUGUGGUCCAGUCAUCUAGAAGUGGUGGGAUACUCGGAUUCAGACUAUGCCGGUUGUGUAGAUUCGAGAAAGUCUACAUUUGGCUACUUGUUUCUCCUAGCUAGAGAAGCAAUAUCAUGGAAAAGCGGAAAGCAGUCUGUCAUUGCUACUUCCACAAUGGAGGUUGAAUUUGUGGCAUGCUUUGAGGCCACUGUUCAUGCAUUGUGGUUACGGAACUCUACCUUAGGUCUAGGUAUUGUCGACAGUAUAGCUAGACCUUUGAGAAUUUACUGUGAUAAUUCCGCAGCUGUCUUCUUCUCUAAGAAUGAUAGAUACUCUAAGGGUGCAAAGCACAUGGAUUUGUGA
This is a messenger RNA of Jatropha curcas, 357 nucleotides long. The record is from RefSeq and is a predicted model, not a curated record. NCBI's taxonomy places the organism in Eukaryota, Viridiplantae, Streptophyta, Magnoliopsida, Malpighiales, Euphorbiaceae.